This is a messenger RNA of Chondrus crispus (carragheen), 1023 nucleotides long. Its product is annotated as C-4 methyl sterol oxidase. NCBI's taxonomy places the organism in Eukaryota, Rhodophyta, Florideophyceae, Gigartinales, Gigartinaceae. The record is from RefSeq and is a predicted model, not a curated record. Gene Ontology annotation, biological process: sterol biosynthetic process. The coding region runs from base 1 to 810 and encodes 269 amino acids. Gene Ontology annotation, molecular function: iron ion binding; C-4 methylsterol oxidase activity. The transcript is spliced from 2 exons.
AUGGCGUCGUCGCCCCUAGCGCCGAUGUGGACGCUUCUUCUCGCCCACUCCUCGCCCUCCUUCCUCUCGACGUACGGCCUGUUCAUCCUGCACGAGGUGUUCUACUGGGGCACGUACCUGCCGUUCCUGGUGCUGGACCUGAUGCCGUCCUUCACGCGCUACAAGCUGCAGCCCUCCAAGCCAGCGACGCGGUCCGCGAUCGCGCACUGCGCCUCGCGUGUCCUCCUCAACCACGUCCUGCUGGUCCUCCCGAUAAUCCUUCUCUCGCACCCGCUCUUUUCCUGGCUCGGCUGCGAAACGUCGCCCUCCGCCCUGCCGUCCCUCCCGACGCUCCUGCUCCAGCUGGCCUUCUUCUUCCUAGUCGAGGACUGGGCCUUCUACUGGGGUCACCGCGCCCUGCAUUCCCCCUUCCUGUACACACACGUGCACGCCGUGCACCACGUGCACGCCGCGCCGUUCGGCAUCGCCGCGGAGUACGCGCACCCGUUCGAGGUCCUGUUCCUCGGCUUCGCCACCCUGCUCGGCCCGCUGCUGAUCUCCCCGCACCUCGCUACCAUAUACGUGUACCUCGCGGCGCGGUCCGUGCAGACGGUCGAGUGCCACUCCGGGUACGACUUGCCGUACAGCCCGAGGAAGUGGAUUCCGGGCUAUGGCGGCGCCGAGUUCCAUGACCACCACCAUCGUGUUCACUCUGGCAACUACUCGAGCACUUUUAUAUGGGCAGACUGGUUGUACGGCACUGAUGGCGCAUACCGUGUGUGGAGGGCUGCGGUUGCCAAGCUUCCGCCGGGCUCGCUCGAGCGCACGUAAGCCGGUGCCAUCGCCCCCCCCUCCGCAACCCUGUUUUUGUUCGUCGCCGCUGCCGCCGCCGCCGUCGUUCGCACGAGUGUAUACUAACGUAGAAUAGAGUCGCGCCCGGCGUCCCGGUUUCAGCCUCAAUCGUUUAGUAAGUCUCGUUAAGUAAGAAAGAAAGAAAGAAAGAAAAAAACGCCCAUGCACGCCGUGUUCCUCACGCGCUCCUCA